This is a messenger RNA of Micromonas pusilla CCMP1545, 933 nucleotides long. RefSeq lists its product as uncharacterized. NCBI's taxonomy places the organism in Eukaryota, Viridiplantae, Chlorophyta, Mamiellophyceae, Mamiellales, Mamiellaceae. The record is from RefSeq and is a predicted model, not a curated record. Bases 1 to 933 code for a protein of 310 amino acids. The transcript has a single exon.
AUGGGCGCGGCGGCCGAGCUCGAGAUGGAGCUCGACGCGAAAGCGCUGCGGGAGAUCGAGAAGAAGAAGCGGCUGAUGGAGUUAGACCGCGAUAAGAAGCGCGCGCGCGCCUCGCACGGCGCGAGCGCGUCGUCGUCGUCGUCGUCCGUCGCGCCCGGUCAGCAUCUCGUGAAGAAGUGGGUCGUCCUCGACCUCGGCCAUCGUCCCGACAAGUCCGCGCACGACCCGUGGCGCGAGGGCGAGGACUUCGGCGUGCACUUCCACGGGCUCGGCGACGGCGGCGAGCGCUCGCGGCGCGUGACCCUGCGCGAGCUCCGAGCCGCGUGCCCGAACGCGGAGUGGGCGCGCUUCGAUUCGCGCGACUGGCACUGCGUCACCGGGUGGAGCGCGCGCGGCUUGUCGUUCCGAGGCGUCCCGCUCUCGACGAUCACCGCGCUGCUCUCCCCGCGCGCGGACUGGCGGUGCCUGUUCCAGCGAUCCGCGGACGGGUACGCCGUCGGCGUGCACGUCGACGAGUGCGCGAACGCGUUCCUCGCGGUGACGGACGGCGACGGCGAGGUUCUUUCGGAGGAACACGGCGGGCCUCGGCUCGUCUUCCCGGACUGUUACGGCUGGAAGAGCGCGAAGUUUCUGUCUUCGAUCGAGUUCACCGCGGACGCGAGCGACGCCGCGCGCGGGUUCUGGGAGAAGCUCGGGUGCCACCCGCGCGGACGGUGGGCGCGCGAGGAGCGGUGGGCGCCGGGCGCUUCGAACGGCGUGUGGACGGUUCUCGCGUGGAUCACGGGUUUGUAUCGGAAGCUCUUCGGCGAACGCGUGUGGGAGCUCGUGAUGGUGCACGGCGGCCGCGCGCUCGGCGCCGGCGCGGCGGUCGCGGAGAGGGUGGCGGGGGUGUUUCGAGGGAGCCGCGCGCGGGCGAGACCGCGCGCGGAGUAG